Helianthus annuus (common sunflower) is the source of this 2301-nucleotide messenger RNA. RefSeq names its product probable cyclic nucleotide-gated ion channel 16. Gene Ontology annotation, cellular component: membrane. Gene Ontology annotation, biological process: monoatomic ion transport; transmembrane transport. NCBI's taxonomy places the organism in Eukaryota, Viridiplantae, Streptophyta, Magnoliopsida, Asterales, Asteraceae. The coding region runs from base 139 to 2151 and encodes 670 amino acids. The transcript is spliced from 7 exons. The record is from RefSeq and is a predicted model, not a curated record. Gene Ontology annotation, molecular function: monoatomic ion channel activity.
UCGCGCCACAUAAUGUCAAAACCGUUAAUUCCCCCCCUUUUCUCUCACAUCCACAACUUUCUCUCUCUCUUAGGGUUUCACAUUCCUCCAUGAAAAUCAAACACAAAUCUGAACAAUGUUCCAUGGAUUCCAAUCACCAUGAGUUACAUUCGUCUUCCAUCAACCACAAUAAUCUCCAAACCAACACCAUCCACAUUCCCGAAUAACUCUAAGAACUCAUGGUGGACUCAAAUCUUCGAUCCCGGCGGCCAAUUCAUCACCAGAUGGAACCACAUGUUCUUGAUCACCUGCCUCAACGCGCUGUUCGUCGAUCCGCUCUACUUUCUUGUUCCGGAGAUUGCACGAAAGAAGUAUUGUAUGCGGUCCGAUUAUGGAUUUGCCGCGAUUAUUACUGUGUGGCGUUCGUUGAUUGAUGUGAUAUCGUUUAUACAUAUUUUUAUUAAGUUUCGGACCGCGUAUGUGGCCCCGAAUUCGAGAGUUUUUGGGAGGGGGGAUCUGGUUAUGGAUCCGCGGAAGAUUGCUCUUCGGUAUCUGAGAACGACUUUUGCGGUUGAUUUGGCUGCAGCUCUCCCAUUGCCGCAGCUUUUCAUCUGGUUUGUGAUUCCAGCAGUGCAAAGUCCUACAGCGGCUCACGCGAACCAUUCAAUAUCGCUCGUUAUCAUCAUUCAGUAUAUUCCAAGACUGUUUGUCAUAUUUCCUUUGAACCAACGCAUUACCAAAACUACUGGCGUAAUCGCCAAAACCGCUUGGGCUGGAGCCGCUUACUAUAUCAUGCUCUAUAUGCUUGCUAGUCAUGUUAUUGGAGCUUCAUGGUAUCUACUCGCCAUUGAACGACAAUACUCGUGUUGGAAAGAAGAAUGUUCGAAAGAGGAAAACGUGACCCAUCCGUGCAAUCGUGUGUAUUUCGAUUGUGACCAUGUGGAUGAGCCAGGUCGUGACGCGUGGUUGAAAGAUACUAAAGUGUUGAGCAAUUGUAGUGCCGAAACUAGCCCGAUUAAUUUUACGUUUGGAAUGUACGCUCCUGCUUUCACUGAAGGCGUUACAUCCGCACCGUUCUUUGAAAAGUACUUUUUUUGCUUUUGGUUCGGCUUGAAAAGUCUAAGUUCGUACGGACAAAAUCUAGAGACGAGUACCAGUGUCGGAGAAACACUCUUUGGCUGUACUGUAUGCCUUGGAGGCUUAGUUAUAUUCUGCUUGCUCAUUGGCAAUAUGCAGACAUACCUCCAAUCUACAACAGCACGACUGGAAGAGUGGCGGGUCAAACGACGAGACACUGAAGAGUGGAUGAGGCACAGACAAUUGCCACCGGAUUUACAAGAUAAAAUACGUAGAUUUGUUCAGUAUAAAUGGCUUGCUACAAGAGGUGUGGAUGAAGAAGAUAUUCUUCGUGCUCUACCUUUGGAUUUACGACGUCAAAUUCAAAGGCAUCUUUGCUUAGCCCUUGUUCGUCGCGUACCUUUCUUUUCACAAAUGGAUGAUGAUCAACUCUUAGAUGUGAUAUGUGAACACCUUGUUCAAUCAUUGAGCACAAAAGGUCAACAUUUGGUUCGUGAAGGGGAUCCGGUCAACGAGAUGACUUUCGUGAUAAGAGGUCAACUUGAGAGUUCCACAACCAAUGGAGGACGGUCCGGAUUUUUCAACUCAAUCACUCUUAAACCUGGUGACUUUUGUGGUGAAGAGUUGUUGACUUGGGCUUUGACUCCUGAGUCAAAUGUGAAUCUCCCAUCCUCGACUCGGACUGUUAAAGCUUUAAAUGAAGUUGAAGCGUUUGCACUUCGAGCAGAAGAUUUAAGAUUUGUCGCUAAACAGUUUAAACGACUUCACAGCAAGAAGCUGCAACACGCGUUCAGGUACUACUCGCACCAGUGGAGAACUUGGGGAUCAUGUCUUAUACAAGCUGCAUGGAGAAAGCACAAGAGGAAGAAACUGGCUGAAGAACUGGCUAGGCAAGAAGGCUUAUUGGACCAAUACUAUAAUGAUGAAAAUGAUGAUGGAGAAAGUGACCAAAAUGCCCAACAUUUGGGAGCUACUAUAUUAGCCUCAAGAUUUGCUGCAAAUACCCGAAAAGGGCUUAGCCACAAGGAAGGUGUUGUAGCUUCUGCUCCAUCCAUGCCCAAAUUGUUUAAGCCAGAUGAGCCCGAUUUCUCUUAAGCCCGUACCUAUGCACGCGUAUAUGCCGAUACUUUUUUUUACGAGUUUAAGUGUCAGUCAUAAGUCAAAAGUCAAAACGGGUCGGGUCAAGUUGAAAAUUGCUACUUUUUCCGAAUUUAUUUUUGUUUAUUUGAAAGACAUAUAUCAUUA